AAGGUGUCAAUAUAGUUGUUUGAGAUGUUUAAAAAGUAACAAAAUAGUUAAAAAAAGACAAAUGUAUUAAGUAACCGAGGGAGUAGAUAAGUUAACUAGUGUGAUUAUGAAGAUUAGUUGACAAAAUUAGACUAUUUAUUACUAAUACAUUAAUCCUUGUUCUGAAACUGUAACCACCUCCUGCGUGUGAGAGAGUUAGCACCGUGACACAAUGGCAGCUACCUUGCAAACUCCGCUUCAUGCAUCUAUCUCCUCCUCUCCCGCAUCAUCAUCAUCUUCCAUUCACGCAACCAGAUCCCUCUCCUUCCUCCGUUCCACACCGCCACAAACUCUCCUCUUCAACUUCAAACACUCCUCCCCUCGAAUUCGCUCUUCCUCCGCUGACACCGUUAUCACUGAAUUGGAUGCUGUUUCGGCCUUCAGCCAGAUCGUUCCAGAUACUGUUAUUUUCGAUGAUUUCCAAAAGUUUCCUCCAACUGCUGCUACUGUCAGUUCGUCGCUUAUUUUGGGGAUAUGCGGUCUUCCAGACACUAUUUUCAGGAAUGCUGUGGAAAUGGCUUUGGCUGAUUCUCAAUGUUACGGCCUUGAAAUUCCUAAUGAAAGACUAUCUUGUUUUGCCACUAAGGCUUUGGUGAACGUUGGUAGUGACAUGGCAAAGCUCGUUCCUGGCCGCGUUUCAACAGAAGUGGAUGCGCGUCUUGCUUAUGACACACAUGGCAUUAUCAGGAAGGUGCAUGACCUGUUGAAGUUGUACAAUGAUAGUAAUGUCCCUCAUGAACGUCUGCUAUUUAAAAUUCCUUCAACAUGGCAGGGAAUAGAGGCUGCAAGAUUGCUGGAAUCCGAGGGCAUACAGACACAUUUGACUUUCGUUUACAGCUUUGCCCAAGCUGCAGCUGCUGCUCAAGCUGGUGCAUCUGUGAUUCAAAUUUUUGUUGGUCGCAUCAGGGACUGGGCACGUACUCAUUCUGAUGACGAAGAGAUAGAAGCUGCCAAGCUGAGGGGAGAGGAUCCCGGGUUGGCAUUGAUCACAAAGGCUUACAAUUAUAUUCACAAAUAUGGACACAAGUCAAAGUUGAUGGCAGCAGCAGUUCGCAACAAGCAGGACUUAUUUAGCCUUCUGGGGGUUGAUUACAUCAUAGCUCCCUUAAAGGUGUUGCAGUCUCUCAAAGAAUCUGUUGCUUCUCCUGAGGAGAAGUAUUCUUUUGUUAGGAGGCUAUCACCUCAGUCUGCUAGCAGAUACACAUUUAGUGAUGAAGAGCUUAUUAAAUGGGACCAAAUGAGCCUUGCAAAUGCCAUGGGACCAGCAGCGGUGCAGCUUCUGACUUCUGGGCUGGACGGUUAUGCCGAUCAAGCAAAGCGGGUGGAAGAUUUAUUCGGGAAAAUUUGGCCACCACCAAAUGUAUAACUUUACCUCUUUAUGUUGCUCAAUAGAUGUUUACCUUGAUGGAAUAAACUGAACAUUGAAUGGAAUCUUCUGAUCGUUUUUUCGUUUC
This is a messenger RNA of Lathyrus oleraceus (garden pea), 1493 nucleotides long. RefSeq lists its product as uncharacterized. Gene Ontology annotation, cellular component: intracellular anatomical structure; cytoplasm. Gene Ontology annotation, molecular function: transaldolase activity. NCBI's taxonomy places the organism in Eukaryota, Viridiplantae, Streptophyta, Magnoliopsida, Fabales, Fabaceae. The record is from RefSeq and is a predicted model, not a curated record. Gene Ontology annotation, biological process: carbohydrate metabolic process; pentose-phosphate shunt. The transcript has 11 exons. The coding region runs from base 212 to 1405 and encodes 397 amino acids.